GAGAGAGGAGGCUUGGAAAGAGAGCGGGGGAGAGAGAGUUGUUAGUCACUAGCCGUCAGUCUGAAAUCCCUCCUCUCUCACUCGGGAUGUCUGACAGCUUUGGGACAAUAACCUGGACCCUGUUCCUCCUCCUUCUUGCACCUGACUGGGUAGAAUCACAGGCAUGUGUCUACCCAUGCCAGUGCCCCUCCCAGCCACUGCAGUGCCCUGCUGGUACCAGCCAUGUGUUGGAUGCCUGCGGUUGCUGCAAGGUGUGUGCCAGGCAGCUUGGUGAGCUGUGUUCCCUUCAGAAACCCUGCGAUCAUCACAAAGGACUCUACUGCGACUUCUCCAAAAUCCACAGUGGCAGUGGGAUAUGCUUAGCUAAUGAGGGAGCAACCUGUGACCUGCUGGGGAAGAUCUAUCACAACGGCGAGAGCUUCCAGCCCACCUGCAAGCUGCAGUGCAUCUGCAUGGACGGCGCCAUCGGCUGCAUCCCCCUGUGCUCAGACGACUUGCGGCUCCCCUCCCCAGACUGCCCCAACCCCCGCCGGGUGAAGCUUCUGAACAAGUGCUGCGAGGAGUGGAGUUGCCAGGAGGGCAGCCAGGAGAACCGCUUUGAAACAGCCCUGGCAGUUUUUAGGGAGAAUUCAGCAUACAAGCCUGAGCUGAACAACUUCCAGGAGAACUGCCUGGUCCAGACAACCGAGUGGAGUGCCUGUUCCAGGACCUGUGGGAUGGGCAUCUCCAGCCGCGUCACCAAUGACAACCCCCAGUGCCGCCUGGAGAAGGAAAGCCAGCUCUGCAUGGUCCGGCCCUGCAACUUCCUCCUGGAGAAGAGCAUCAAGAAAGGAAAGAAGUGUGUGCGGACCCCGAAGCACCGCCAGGCCAUUCACUUGGAGUUCUCCGGCUGCACCAGUGUGCGCACCUACCGACCCAAGUUCUGCGGCAGCUGCACGGAUGGCCGCUGCUGCACCCCACACACCACCAGCACCACAGAGGUGGAUUUUAGGUGCCCAGAGGGGGACAUCUUCCAGCGUAAGAUGAUGUUCAUCAGGACAUGCUCCUGCCACCAUGACUGCCCCAGGGACAAUGACAUCUUCCUGGCCACCUAUCACAGGAGGAUGAUAGGUGAUCAUGUCAGGGCAGAGAGGCAGUAGCCCCUUCCUCCCUGACCCCCAGGCCUAGGUGUCAAGAGUGUUCUCAAGUGUCCACAGUGCCUCCGCUGCUGAAGCCCAGGACCGUGCAGUCCCUUCUCACCCGUGGGGAGACCACAAUGCAAUUUGGGCCCAGUGGCAAGGACAACAAGGCAGGCAGCAUGGAGGGGAGCAGUCCCCAUGGGCUCUCUACUGAUACCAUGCAUCAGGCAAGGCUUGGGCAGGAGCAUCUGGCACACUCCCAUCAUGGGGGGGAUGCUGAGAGAACCAGGCUAGAUGCAGAGAUGGGCCUGAACUGGAGCCCUGAUCCAUAUUUCCCCAGCUUGUUAGGGGCUUUGGAUCUGGAUCUAAGCCACAAGGCUUAGCCCCACCUCCAGCUGGGAGCAAAAUGAGUGUGGAGUUCCCCGAAUCCACUGCCAUGCUGCAGCCUUGCCACAACCCCAGAGCAGAGGGCAAAGGAGAGGCCCAGCAGCCUGAUCUGUUGCCCAGCCAUGCCAAGCAGCCUUCUCAAUGGAGGAGGGAAUCUGAUACUGACCUUCUGCAAUGCGUCUCUCUACAUCAGAGCUUUCCAAACUUUUCAUGUUGGUGACACACUUUUUAGACAUGCAUCAUUUUGCGACACAAGAAUUCAGUUCCGGGGGAGGGGCCAAGGGAAGCAGACGCGAGUAAGGGAGCUCUGCAGUGCCCUUCCGCAAAAUUUUCUGCAUUUCGCGCGACACACCUACACACUGCCGCCGACACACUAAUGUGUCACGGCACACAGUUUGGAAAGCUCUGCUCUACAUAGUUGUCUCCCUUGCCCAAAGAGGGGCUCCAGCCCUGCUGGCAAUUCCUUCCAACUAACUGGGAACUACCAUUGUUUGGCAAGGCUCAUCCCCUUCCUAGUGCUCCCCCCAUUGUGAUUCCCCUGUGCCCCAGAUUAACCAGACCACAGGAAUCCUGUAUAUCUCUUGUGUCACCAUGUUGCACGCAGGGGAUGCCACCCAGAUGAUAGCAAGGCUAUCUAGCAGGUAUGUGAGAGCCAACAUUACAAGGGAAACAGUGGGUCCCAUUGCAAGAAGCCUAAACUUGCCAUAUGGCUUCCCUAGGGACAGCUGAGCCCUGUAAGAGCCAUCUUCAGAGAAGACAGGAAUCAACUGGGCUUACCCUGCUCUUUGCCAAUGCUGGAAGGAUAGUUCUAGGGCCCAGCUCCCAUCCCAGUUAUGGCAGUACAGAGCAGAAGUGUCCAGGGAGAGUAACAUCAAUGUAAAACUGGGACUUGUUAAAGUAGAGUCAGCCUUCCAGCCUGUUGCACAUCAACAAAGAGAUCUGCCCCCUGUGUUUUGCAAGUCCCCCACACUCAGCCUGUACUGCCAAGAAUGAGAAUUGCCUACUUUUCUCCUCUGUUAAACUUCAGAGCUAGAACAGCUGGGGGACAAGGAACUGGAUUCUCUAGUGGCCUGUGCAUUAGCAACAGAGUUGAAUUUCAGUAGCAGAGUCUUUUUAUGACCAGCAGUGCAUGAGCCAGAAAAACCUAGCUCAGGUCAAAUCCCCCAGGAGCCUGAGGCACUGGCAGGAAAACCCAGCCUUUCUUGUAAAUGGAACAGAUUUAACCUGGCAUUGCUGAGACAGUACUGCAGAGAGCGCUGCCUGGAGCACCCUGUGUUCUGCAGCCACAGACCUCACCUCCUGCCAGAGAACUGGGUUGUAUUCACAGGGCUGCACAAUGACUGGGCUGGAUUCACAGGAGUGUCUCUUACAAAUCAAAGGAAAUGAUUCUUCUGCUCUGUUUGGCACUGGAGAGGCCUCACCUGCAGAACAGAGUCCAGUUUGGGGCCCCACAAUUCAAGAAAAAUGUGAGCAGAUUGGAAAGAAUCCAGUGGAAAGCAACAAAAAUGCUUAGGAGCUUUGGAAGCAUGACUUGUGAGGAAAGGCUGAAAGAACUAGGGU
Alligator sinensis (Chinese alligator) is the source of this 3065-nucleotide messenger RNA. RefSeq names its product connective tissue growth factor-like. Gene Ontology annotation, cellular component: extracellular matrix; extracellular region. The record is from RefSeq and is a predicted model, not a curated record. NCBI's taxonomy places the organism in Eukaryota, Metazoa, Chordata, Crocodylia, Alligatoridae. Gene Ontology annotation, biological process: signal transduction; cell adhesion. The coding region runs from base 87 to 1139 and encodes 350 amino acids. Gene Ontology annotation, molecular function: heparin binding; integrin binding. The transcript is spliced from 5 exons.